AUGACUUCAUUCACUUUUGACCAAUUCGUUGCCUUCGGGUCCGACAGUGCUGGUCUCGAACGAAUUCUUCGCGGUCUCCAAGCCCUUACCGCAAUCUUUUCAGCAUACCCUUCCCUCGUGGCCCUCGCCCUGCUGGACGCAGAUCCGCCAAUCCUAGAAGCUCUGGGCCCAUUAAGAGGCCACCUCACCCUAACGCGCCGCUUCAUCCGCUUCUUCUGGUUCCUCAACUCCUUUGGCACGUCCUAUAACCUCUACACCUCCAUCUCCUCGUCGCCAUCAUCUUCAGGGGACGGAUCUGCAAAAAGGAGCAGCAGGGGUGCGGGCCUAGAGACCUGGCUCGACAUUAUCAAGUUCACGCUCCUCGGCCUCUACGGCGGCCUCGAGUCUCUCACCCUCCCGGACCUCUUGGGUGUCCCGCAGAUUGCUUACUUUGGCGCGGAGCGCACUCGGUCGCUCAACGUCGAGGCGCAGCGGUUCUGGUUCUUGGCAUUGGUCUUUGGCGUGUUUGCGAACCUGACGCGCAUACUCAAGGCUUUUGCGUACGCGCCGGUGCCGCAGCACGGCCACGGUUACGGCACGGGCGAGAAGCCGGUGGAGGAGAAGUCCACCGUUGAAGGGGAUGUGGUUACCGGUGAGAAGGUGGGGGGAGAAGAUGACGGUGAAGAAAAGCUUGAUUGGGAGGCUGAGCGUGCUCGUCUCAGGGCUAUUGUCAUGAAGAGGCGGGAAGGCAGGAAGCGGUGGAGGAGGGAGGUCGCGUUCAAGAUCAAGAGCCUUGGGCGCAAGAUCAUUUCCGACUUGCUGGAUUGCCUCAUUCCGGGCGGGAUCCUGGGCUGGGUCAAUAUCCAGCCGGGGACUGGUGGGAUUGUCAUGCUCAUCACUUCCGUCAUGACCAGCAGAGACAUUUGGGAGAGAUGCGGUGCUACUGUUAGAGAAAAAAGGAGUUCUUGA
Messenger RNA from Colletotrichum orchidophilum, 948 nucleotides. Its product is annotated as AoPex11B. NCBI's taxonomy places the organism in Eukaryota, Fungi, Ascomycota, Sordariomycetes, Glomerellales, Glomerellaceae. Gene Ontology annotation, cellular component: peroxisomal membrane. The transcript is spliced from 3 exons. The coding region runs from base 1 to 948 and encodes 315 amino acids. Gene Ontology annotation, biological process: peroxisome fission; regulation of peroxisome size. The record is from RefSeq and is a predicted model, not a curated record.